Molecule: messenger RNA, 876 nt
Organism: Tremella mesenterica DSM 1558
Lineage: Eukaryota; Fungi; Basidiomycota; Tremellomycetes; Tremellales; Tremellaceae
Exons: 1
Coding region: 1-876 (291 amino acids)
Source: RefSeq, a predicted model, not a curated record
AUGUCAACUCACAGAAGACAUCGUUCUUCCUCCUCAUACUCUCCUUCUGCACUUCGGACCUCUCGAACUCCCGAUUCCCCAUUUAUGUCUCAGACUAUCGGGAUCUCUGAUCAUGAUCAAGCUGCUACUUCCCAAUCUCAAUCCUUUACUUCAAAUAUCGAUUUUUCUCCUGCUGCCCUUCCAUCCACUUCUGCCUCAUACUCCCCUUCUGCACUUCGGACCUCUCGAACUCCCGAUUCCCCAUUUAUGUCUCAGAGUAUCGGGAUCUCUGAUCAUGAUCAAGCUGCUACUUCCCAAUCUCAAUCCUUUACUUCAAAUAUCGAAUUUUCUCCUGCUGUCCAUUCUUGCACCUCUGCCACAUACUCCCCUCUAUCCCCCUCUCACCGUUUCAGCACAGACCAUUCCGAUGCACAAGUCACCACAAAUCAUUCCGACGCACAAGUCACCACAAAUCAUCACGACGCAAACCCCGGCUUGAAUCAUCAUGAUUUACAAAUCUUUCCGGACGACCCCCACUUUGACGCUCUCGACGAUACAAACGAACCAAACACCGACACAUCUUUCGAUGAAGAAGACGAAGACGAAGACGAAGACAGUGCAAGUUCAAGUAGUAUAAUCGAUAUGCCACCUCUUCCUUCUCCCAGAAGUAUAUUACCUUCUUCUCUCUCGCUACAAGCUUUAGAUAGUUUAGAAGCUGGUAUAGAGCAUAUCAGCCAGAUUGGUCAGAUUGGUCAGAUUGGACAGAUUAGUCAAGUGAGGGAAUUGGUAAGACGGAAAAGUGCCAGGUUUUUAUCUGGUUUGAGAGGUUCUUCUUCUUCUAAUAGGGAGGAUGAAACAAGGGGUUAUGGGACUUUUGGGACUAAUUUGGGAGUAUGA